Molecule: messenger RNA, 2154 nt
Organism: Mesitornis unicolor (brown roatelo)
Lineage: Eukaryota; Metazoa; Chordata; Aves; Mesitornithiformes; Mesitornithidae
Gene: MYRFL
Product: myelin regulatory factor-like
Exons: 20
Coding region: 1-2154 (717 amino acids)
Biological process (GO): positive regulation of DNA-templated transcription; protein autoprocessing
Cellular component (GO): endoplasmic reticulum membrane; nucleus
Molecular function (GO): sequence-specific DNA binding; DNA-binding transcription factor activity
Source: RefSeq, a predicted model, not a curated record
AUGGCGGGUGACGCCGAAGCUGCUGGACUGCGGCAAAGCCAGCUGCCAGACUCCCCACCAGACUCUGGGUCGGAACCAUGUUCUCCACCACAGCUCCAAGCAACUGUUAAGGACUGCGUUGCUGAAAUGCAAGAAUACGACAGUGAUGGACAGAAUGCAGCUUUGGAAAGUUGCUGUCAAGCUCUAACAUGGCAACCGUACCAAACUUCUCAGUGGAACAGUUUAUUUAACUCUAAUUAUGAAAAACUACCCACUGUAGGAUAUCACAUUGUCACAGAUAAAGGAUUUAAUUUUUCAGCAACAGAUGAUGCCUUUGUGUGCCAGAAAAAGAAUCAUUUCCAAAUCACAGUCCAUAUUAGAAUCACUGGUCAUCCAAAAUAUGUCAAAACGCAGCUGGGGGGGAAACCAAUAGAAAAGUUUUACUUGAAAGCUUUUGGAAUAAAGGGGGAAGCUCCUAAUCAAACAGUGGCUAUUGAACAGUCUCAGUCAGAUCGAAGCAAAAAAACUUUCCAUCCUGUUAAAGUUGAUCUGCCAGGGGACCAAGUAACGAAAGUAACACUGGGAAGGUUGCAUUUCAGUGAAACAACAGCAAAUAAUAUGAGAAAAAAGGGGAAACCUAAUCCUGACCAGAGAUACUUCAUGCUGGUAGUUGGACUGUAUGCUGUCUCUCAGGACCAGUUCUACCUACUGUCUGCAAAUGUCUCUGAAAAGAUCAUUGUGAGGGCGUCUAACCCAGGGCAGUUUGAGAAUGACAGUGAUGUACUGUGGCAGCGAGGACAUGUUCCAGAGACGAUAGUCUAUCAUGGUCGAGUAGGAAUUAACACAGAUGCACCAGAUGAAGCACUGGUUGUCUGCGGAAAUGCAAAAGUUAUGGGCAGAGUCAUGCAUCCAUCUGACAGCCGAGCAAAACAGAAUAUCCGGGAGGUCGACACAAAUGAGCAGUUGAGGAGAAUAACACAAAUGAGGCUGGUGGAGUAUGACUACAAGCCUGAAUUUGCAUCUGUUAUGGGAAUAAAAGAUACCCAUGAAACAGGAAUAAUAGCCCAGGAAGUGAAGGAGCUUUUGCCUCAAGCUGUUAGAGAAGUUGGAGAUGUUGCUUGUAAUGAUGGAGAAAAAAUAGAAAACUUCCUCAUGGUUGACAAGGAUCAGAUCUUUAUGGAGAACGUUGGUGCUGUAAAGCAGCUCUGUAAACUAACCAACAAUCUUGAAGUCAGAAUAGAAGAAUUGGAACAGUGGAACAGGAAACUGGCCAGGCUGAAGCGGAUGAGCAGUUUAAAGUCAACUGUCAGUGAAGAGAGCAAAGUCAGCAGGUAUAGUCGAGCUACUAGUCUUUUGCCAUCAAAAAAAUCAGUCCCACUAAAAUCCGGCAAGGUUUGUUUGUCAAAGAAGAGAGAGUCUUGCCCUGUGAAGAUUUUCCGGGUGACUAUAAUAGCUUUGAUUGCUAUUAUGGCACUAUGUCCAAAAACCUGUGGUUUACAAUCUCUUCGUGAACUGAUUAAUUUUAACUGGUGUUCUGAUUCUAUUUACAAUUGGAACCUGACCAUAUUUUAUGUUGACUUUAGCUCAUUGCAGGGGGAAAGCACAAUUUCUCAGACCAUCAGCAGGAUCCCUGAAGUGAAUUUCUGUGACAUUUUGCCUUGUGACAAGGUCUAUUGUUGUCCAAUCCAUCAACAAAAAAUCAAAUCUCUAAGUUACGACAAAACCUAUGCAAAGGAGAAACGGAUUGAUACAACAAUCAGUUCCAUACAGAUUUUGGAAACUCAGCAAAGCAUUGACAAUCGCUAUUGCAGUAAAAAUCUACAGUGCAGGUCUGGAAAUUACAGCUAUCUUAUUCCUGUUAACAAAUAUACACCCAUGAAUGUAGAAAUCUCACUGGAAAUAAACACCACAGAACCAUUAAUUGUAUUUCUCUGCAAAGUCACAAUUGGAAAUUAUUGCUUCAGUUAUUCUUUGAGGAAAAACAGCAGGGAGAAUUUCCUAGAAACCACGCAGGGACGUCAGCAUAUUUGGACUCUCCCUGUAGCUAAACUGUAUGACAGCGCAUACUAUUUCCGUGUAGCUGCACCGGGUUUUGCAGACUGCUCGACAGAUCCUUAUUUUGCUGGAAUGUUUUUUACUGAUUACUACUUCUAUUUUUAUCGGCAGUGUAACUAA